Molecule: messenger RNA, 615 nt
Organism: Symbiodinium necroappetens
Lineage: Eukaryota; Dinophyceae; Suessiales; Symbiodiniaceae
Source: the annotation of a GenBank genome assembly
AUGUGCAAAGCCAAAUCCAAACGCAAAGACCUCGAAGCUCCGGCUUGGCUGGUCAAUGAGUGGACCACAGGGAAUAAAUCUGGGAUUGCCAGGGUUCUACAGGAAGAGAACUUUGACAAGGAGAAGUUCUUCGCCCGCAUGCACGUUGUGAUUACCCGGAAGAACUCCGUGAAACUCCUCGUCGAGGAACAAUGGUGUUCCAGGAAGACCUCUGCUUCCUACGAGGAAAAGCACAUGCAGGAGAAGGAUGUCACAGAUCCGAAAGAGAUGCCAGAUGUGGGCAGCCUGCAAGACUUGUCUAAGAUCGAAAACCACGCCAAUGGUGCCGGGAAAUCGCCCAAGAAGGCUGCUCAGGAGAACCUCGUGAAGAUCAUGGAUUCGAUUAUGGCCCAGAUCAGCAAGCUCAGGUCGCUGAUGCGGGAGAUGAGGCUGAAGUACAAAGACAGUGAGAAGCCCUUUGAAUCUAUAUAUGGCAUGCCCCAACCGCACAAGCCGAAAUCCGUUGCAACAACCCAGGACUGUCAGCACCCUCGAGCAUCACAUCAAGUCUCUCGAGAGCAUCUUCGACCACUGCCAAGAGGCCAAGCUCAAGUCCGAGAUGAAUCUCGACGAUGA